Rhagoletis zephyria (snowberry fruit fly) is the source of this 3417-nucleotide messenger RNA. The record is from RefSeq and is a predicted model, not a curated record. NCBI's taxonomy places the organism in Eukaryota, Metazoa, Arthropoda, Insecta, Diptera, Tephritidae.
CUGUCGCAUCGAAUGAUUGAGAAGCGCCGUCGUGACCGUAUGAACAACUGCCUGACUGAUCUCAGCCGUCUGAUACCAAACUCCUUUAUCAAAAAGAACCGCGGUCGCAUUGAGAAGACGGAAAUCAUCGAGAUGGCCAUCAAGUACAUGAAGCACCUGCAGAACCUCGCCGAACCACUGCUAGUGGACGACGGGCCACUGGGCCCCUCGCCCACGACGACGCCCAUUCCCAGCGUAGAGCACGACCAGCUGUUCAUGCUGUGCAACUCGCACUCCUCCAGCACGGGCACGGCGCUGCUCAAGGACCGGCACCAGUUCAUGCGCUACGGCUACCAGGAGUGCGUCAACGAGGUGGUGCACUUCCUCGAGGAGAACAACCUGGACAGCUACUUUCUCAAGCUCAUGGAGCACCUCAAUGAACACCGGGAGAACUUGAAUAUCGGUGUUGUGAACAAGUACAUGUUGGCUGGUGGAAACGCUGGUUCUGCAGCCGCUGCUGCUGCCGCUGCCAACCUGGGAAGCUCAAUCAUAAACAACUACGAUGAUAUGCAGCAGCAGCUAAACGCAGCUCAUGCCGCCGCACUGGCAAAUGCUGCGGCAAUGGCUGCUGCUGCUGCUGCCGCUGCAUCCAGUGCUUCCAAUGAGCCACUGCCCGGUGGUGAAGGCAGUGGACAUCCCCUGAUGGCGAAUGGACAUACUGGAACAUCUCCCGCGCCGCCUCAGACAUCCUCCUACUCACUGAACGCCAUCAAGUACAUGAUUGACAGCUCGGCUGGAGGACCGAUGAACAGCAGUUUGGAGCAACAGCAUUCACUGGCCAGCUCCAACCACCAUCAAAGCAUGGAAGUUGAUGGGGAGCAGCAGCACCAACAGCAUCCCCACCACCACCUUCGCCACGGCCCAAAUCAUCCCCACAACAGUUCGCCACAUUCCCCCGCCUCUUUGUUGUCGCUGAACUCCAAAGCCUUGUCCGCAUCCGGUCUUCUGGGCGAAGCCAAUGGCCAGACCACCAUGAUGGCCAACUCCAGUGGCGGAAUGAUGAUCUCCUCUUCGAGUUGUGCCGCAUCGCCUACUGCUGCUGCUGCUAGUGCUGGAAGCAAUGAUGUCGCCAAGGGUGGAAACAAAAACGAUGGCAGCUCUGCUGCUGUUGCUGCCGCGGCCGGUGAGCCAGGUCACUUUAAUUUCAAGAAGGACAUUAAAGACCGCUUCCAGAAGGUGCUCGACCGAAUGAGCGACGGCAGCACUGCCUCCUCGUCAGCCUCCAGUCGCAACUCGAGCAGUGCAUCGUCCUUCAACUCGGACGGCACUGCCGAGGCCUCUCCCCCGGUCAGUGGCGGUGGCAAUGGAGGCGUGUCAGCUGGCAUCAUCCCGCCAUCUAAUGCCUCUUCCUCACUGGGAGGAACGGGCAUCGGCGUGCCCACAGUGGUAGACACCACUGCCGCUGUCAACCAGAUCGUCUGUCAGUUGUCCUCAUCGGGUUCACUUUCCUCCAACUCCUCUUCCUCGACGUUGUCCGCCUCGGAGACCAAAUCGGUGGCCAAUGAUCUGCAGAUGAUCUCACUGAUGCACUCCAUUGGUGCUGCUGGUGCUGGUGAUGGUGUUGGUGCUAAUGCUGGUGCUAAUGUUGGUGCUAAUGCUGGCGUUAAUGUUGACCCAGCAAGCCACGGCGAGUCAAAGCCCUCAAAGGAGAGAAUUGACAUUGAGGCGAUGUACCAGAAACUGUCCAGCAAUCUACUGAACACAUUGUCCUCGCUAAUCACCGCCUGCACCAGUGAAUACUCUUCACUAGAGGGCAGCAGUGUCAGUGGUGGCAGUAAUGGCAGUGGUGCAAGUGGUAAUUUGGGCCCGAACAGCAGCAGCAGCAGUGGCACUGAAUCAGUGUACGUGCCCAUCUACGCGAUGCACCCCUCCGGGCACUACUACGUGCCAAUGCACAUCGAAGCGGCCAUUCUCGGCAUGAAGGAGGAGUACACCAAGUCAAACAAAUUUCCCAGUAAACCGCCCAACUACAGUUCAAACAACAUCAGCAGCACUAAUACUGCCAGUAAACUGGCCAACGGAGACGGAGGAAGCAUGGGCGGGGCUGCUGAUUAUGAACACGGAGGGGAGCACGGCGAGUUGACGCUGACCACCUCGGCAUCUGAGCAGCAUCAGCAGCAGCAGCAGCAGCUGGAGGGCCGAAGUGCAAAGAAGAUGCGCUACGACCGGAACGAUGUGAAUUCGCACGUCAAAAGCAAUGGCAUCGUGAAGCCUAUUGCCACCACUCCUCUGGGUCACCACCAUCGCCCCCACCACCAGCAACACCCCCACAGUGUGAACAGCAUUGCGCCAUCGCACUUGAUGCCCCACCACCAUCCGUCGCUGCUGCAAGAACCAGUUUCCGAGGUGAAACCCGAAAUGGAGCACCUAAUGAACAGUUCACUGUACCACAAACUGACGGCUCCAGCGGUGCCUCCCUCUUCCUCCGCCUCCUCCUCUUCUGGCAAACUUUCUCAUCAGCAGCAGGAGCCAUCAGGAGCUCACUCUCGGAACAGUCACACGCCCACGCUGAUCAUCCCCAAUGUGCCCACGUCAACGUCGAGUGCCGCCAGUUCGGUGCCGCUGACGCUGCCGCCGGGCACUUCGCUGCACUCACUUGCCCACUCCAGUGUCUACAAUGGCGGUGUCUACGGUGGCCACCACUUGUUCGGUGGCACGCCCACAUCUGCCGUCUCCGUCUCCGCCUCCACCUCCUCUUCCUCCUCCUCCUCCAUCUCUGCUGAUCAGCAUCACCAUCAUCCUCGUGAACAUCACCACAGUUCACUGUUCUCUCCGCCGAUGAGCGUCCUCAAUGGAGGAGGUGGUGGUCUUCGCAGUCCGCCACCGCCGCCUUCACCCCCAGGCAGUGCUCUACAGCAGCAACAACAACAGUUGGGUCUUCGAGGUGGAGUACCCGUGUCCACGAGCGGAUCAUCGGCUGCUGCUGCUGCAGUGGCCGCCCCCUCACUGGCCAGUUACCUGCAGCCGCACGCUCUGGGGCAGCUGAACCUCUCCAACUACUACUCCAGCCUGUGGGCAUCGCAGUUGGCUUCCGGUGCUGGCAGCUCAAGUGGAAAUGGCGCCACUCCUUAUAGCAAUGGCAAUGCUCUUGCUGGAGGUAGUGCGUCAUCAAUAGCUGAUUUUGCUGCUGCCUCCUCCUCUUCCUCUGCCACUGCAAACAUUCACAAAGGAUCUCCGAUGCAGUCUGGUUCGGCUGUGGGCGGUGGUGGCGGUGGAAACAACAGUGGCAAUGGUUUGCACCCCAAGACGACGAACACCAUUGCCAAUGCUGUCGCAGCGGUGGCAGCUGCCAAUGCUGCUGCUGCCGCCUCUUCUGCCAAUCCCUACGGCAUGCUGUCUCUCUUCAACUCUGGCCCUGGUGGCUCUGCUGACCAUUAA